Messenger RNA from Owenia fusiformis, 3207 nucleotides. Lineage: Eukaryota; Metazoa; Annelida; Polychaeta; Sabellida; Oweniidae. The record is from the annotation of a GenBank genome assembly.
AUGACCUGUUGCUGAAUGCGGAAACGACGCGAACAUAUUUAUAUGUCGAUUUAUUUAUUACCUGGAGUUACCUGGGCGUGAUUAGCAAAGUAUACACACAUCAUAUGUACCUCAAAUUACAUCAUUUGGCGAUCACUGUCCUGGUUAGUGAAAUCACAGUGAGAAACGACAUUGAAGAACAGCACAGUGAACUGAAUCGGAACGCAUAUUUAUACGACUAAAUUGCAAUUCAAGGUCCAAUCUCUUCUAUGGUGUUGAUAUUAGAAUAAGUGACACGGCAGCUUAAGUUCAUUAAAACAUCAUUGCAAUAAACAAGCUCUGAAAUGAGUUUUCUAAGACGUUACUUGAAGGGAUGGGGAAGUAGAUUUGCCCCUAGACCCGACCCCAGACCAACAAUCAGAGAUACGGGAAGGGGGUCCAGUAAGAAUAAAUCUGGAUUUUCGGAGGAAGGUCAAGGUCAAACCUAUGAGGAAAUCAAAGCAGAAUGUUUGGAAUCAGGUGGACUUUGGGAAGACCCUGAUUUCCCUGCGGAAGACUGCUCUAUAUUCUUCAACAGUCCACCACCGUGUUACCCGGUAGAGUGGAAACGCCCAAGUGAGUUUGCUGAUGAUCCACAACUAAUAGUUGGUGAGGCAAGCAGGUUCGAUAUCAAUCAAGGGGUCCUCGGAGACUGUUGGUUACUAGCAGCAGUGGCCUCUUUAGCAACCAAUGAAAAGCUUCUGUUCAGGGUUGUGCCACAAGAUCAGUCUUUCUCUGAAGACUAUGCAGGUAUAUUCAGGUUUCAAUUCUGGCAGUAUGGGCGCUGGGUUGAAGUGAUUAUAGAUGAUAGACUCCCCACAUACAACGAUAAACUCAUCUAUAUGCAUUCUGAAGAAAGGAAUGAAUUUUGGACUCCUCUUUUGGAAAAGGCCUAUGCAAAAUUGAACGGAUGUUAUGAGAGCCUUUCCGGUGGGCUUACUUGCGAGGCAAUGACUGACUUCACAGGCGGAGUUGUGGAACUAGUUGAUAUGGCCAAUGACUGCCCAGAUAACCUAUUUAAAGUCAUGCUUAGAGCUUAUGAAAAGGGCUCCAUAAUGGGGUGCUCCAUUAACGCUAACCCAGACGAGAUGGAGGCGAAGCUUGACAACGGUCUGGUGAUAGGCCAUGCUUAUAGUGUCACAGCAGUAAAAUACGUGGAGGUGGAAACUCCAACAGCAUCAGGAGUGAUUCCAAUGGUAAGAGUGCGGAAUCCAUGGGGAAACGAAUGCGAGUGGCGCGGAGCUUGGAGUGACUCGUCAGAAGAAUGGCAGUUUGUACCGGAUGAUGAAAAGGAAGAGUUGGGGCUAUCCAAGGAAUAUGAUGGCGAGUUUUGGAUGUCAUAUGAAGACUUCUCCACAAACUUCAUGCGACUAGAGAUAUGUAACCUUGGCCCAGAUUCCCUCGAGGAUGACGAUGGCAACACACGCUGGGAAAUGACAUUACAGGAAGGGUCAUGGAGGCGGAGAUCCAGCGCUGGGGGUUGCAGGAACUAUCCAAGAUCUUUUGCGAUGAACCCCCAAUAUAGAAUAAACAUCCCAGACGCUGAUGACGAUGACGAUGAAGAGAUGGGAACCAUUGUUGUUGGCUUAAUGCAGAAAGGCCGUAGGAAACUGCGUAAAACUGGCGAAGAUAAUCAUCCAAUUGGCUAUGCAAUAUAUCAGCUUGAAGACUCUGGAUCUGGGACUCUACCGAGUCAAUAUUUCGAAACGCAUGCAUCUGCAGAUCGUUCCCCAAACUUUAUCAACACCAGAGAGAACAGUUUCCGACAUCGUUUGACACCCGGGGAAUAUGUUAUCGUUCCAUCUACAUUUGAUCCCGAUCAAGAGGCAGAUUUUAUAUUGAGGGUGUUUAGCGAAAAACCAAACGAGACAGGUGAGAUAGACGAGGAGACGGCUGUUGGUGGUGAACUAGAGGAUCCACCAGAAGAUAAUGAAGAGGACCAGGAACAGGCCAAUCGGGCAUUAGAAGCAUUUAAGAAUCUAGCUGGGGAAGACGGUGAAAUAGACGCAUAUGAACUGAAGGAUAUUCUUAAUCAGGUCUAUGGACAGCAUUUCGAUUUCGGGGGAUUCACAACUGAUGCUUGCAGAAGUCUUGUUGCUACUAGAGACCUUGAUUAUACUGGUAAACUUGGAUUCGAGGAAUUCCGAGGACUCUAUGGUGACCUCAAACUAUGGAAGCAAGUUUUUAACGAGGUAGAUAUUGACGGCAGUGGACACUUCAGCAGUUAUGAACUUCGAUCAGCCCUCAAAAGACUGAAAUAUCAGCUGAGUAACUCAACGUUUAGUGCUGUGGCGAUGAGAUACAGCAACAAUGAAGGACUGGUUGAGUUCGAUGAUUUCAUCAGUUGUAUGGUUAAGCUGAAGACAAUGACAGCCACCUACAUGAGCAAUGAGACUGAUGAUGGAACGUCAACAUUCCAAAUGGACGAGUUCAUGCAGACGACCAUGUAUUCGUAGAUAGUUGAACAAGAAUCUCAAACAGAAAGUUUAUGCAAAUGACCAUGUAUGCUUAAUUGGUGAUGUUAGACAUAUACGCUUAGCUUGGCAACAAGUGACGUGAAAAGGAUAAGGACGAGCAAUAAGACUACAUAGAGCAUUGAUAUAGACUCACUUUAUAACGAUAUUAUUAUCAUACAUCAUUGUAUGUAUGUUGCAAUAUAUUUUUUGAGUUUAAGGUAGUGGAAUAUUAAUGUAUUAUUUGUAUAUCUUCACGUUCAAAGCAUAUUCAAGUACAAAACAAGUGCUGCGAUUCAUUACCGUAGUACUACCAUUUUUUGCUUUACAAUAAGGGAGGACUCAUUUGAACAUAAAUUAUCCAUUUGGUUGAAACGGACUAAAACAAGUUACAACUAUCCAAAUAAUGGAUAACUGAACGCUGAAAAUGUUAUUUUUACAGACAUUUUCUGCUGACUAGCUGACAUUUUUUAAGGAUUUAGAACAACAUAGCUUACUAUAUAAUUAUUUUAUAAAACAAGUAUUUUACUAAAUAUAUUAUACCAUUAUAUAAGACAUGCUCUCUUUAUUUUGUUGAUUUACAAAUAGACUCCCCACUGUAUCGUGUUUGUGCUUUACAUAACCAGUUUAACUCGUAUAUUUGCCAAUUCAUGCUCGUAGCGACCAAGGGUUCGAGGGGUCCGUGCGAAACCCCUGUUAAAGUUCCCCCAAAUUUUACCUUGUAACAGAAUUUCGU